This is a messenger RNA of Physcomitrium patens, 2360 nucleotides long. Its product is annotated as protein RBL. Gene Ontology annotation, molecular function: protein binding. Lineage: Eukaryota; Viridiplantae; Streptophyta; Bryopsida; Funariales; Funariaceae. The record is from RefSeq and is a predicted model, not a curated record. Gene Ontology annotation, cellular component: Set1C/COMPASS complex.
GAACCCCGAGGAAGCCAAGCCAAGGCAAGGCAGACAAUCGAGCUGUGCGGCCACACGCCACGAUUGCAACGCAGCGUGCUCGAGAGUCGUAAACGAAUACUCUCUGCAAUCGUGCAUUGCUUCUGCUUGGAGCCCCACUUCUUCUUCUGUAGCCCAGGUUUUGCCGCAUGCAUUUUUUUUUAAAAUUUUUUAUUCUCUUUUUGGUGAUAGUGUGUUCGAGCUUGCGACAAAAAACAGACGAGAGGAGGAGUUUUGAGGCGAUGGGAAGCCAUUGAUGACUCUUGCCUUCCGCUGUCUCAUGACUGGAUACUGGGCGCCAUGAAUCUCUCGUUGAUUGAUCCAUUUCAAAGCGACUUUCCAGAAGUUAUAGAAGAGUACUUGGAACACGGAGUCACUAAGUGCAUUGCAUUCAAUCGAAGAGGAACGCUUCUUGCAGCUGGAUGCAAUGAUGGAUCGUGCACCAUUUGGGAUUUUGACACUCGAGGCGUCGCAAAGGAGCUUCGUGAAAAAGAAGUUGCUUCCCCCAUCACAAGCGUGAGUUGGUCAAAGUGUGGCCAUCGUCUUCUCUCUGCUGCCACCGAUAAAACUCUAUCACUUUGGGAUGUUGGGAAGGGCCUCAAAAUUGGCUCGGUCAUCUUACAACAGUCGGCACUUCAUGCGCGACUUUACCCGGGAACUAAGCGGCCAUCUGUGUGCUUGGCCUGUCCAAUGUCUGGCGCGCCAAUACUGGUAAACUUUGAAACGGGGGAGAUACAUGCGCUUCCUGUGUUAGUCUCUUCAGGUGAUGGGGAAAAUGGUGUUUCGCAUGCUCGUGGUGGUAAAUUUGGGGAUGCGAGUGCACCUUAUUCCCCUUCAGCAGCUAGUUUUAAUAAGAAAGGAGACCUUAUAUAUGUUGGAAAUUUCAAGGGAGAGAUAUUGGUGAUUGACACAGAAACAAGACAAACCCGUACAGUUGUGCAGGUUCCAGGAAACGCUGCAAUUAGACAGAUUGUGUUCAGCCGCAACGGCCAGUUCCUUCUUACGAAUUCUACAGACCGUAUCUUGAGAGUGUUUGAGAACCUUCUGCCAAGAGAUGGUGCCGCCAAAGCUCUGGCAUCUUUAAUUGAUCAGAAAGAACAAGGAGCCACUAUGUCUCGAGAUGUUCCAUGUCUCAAGUUCACAAAAGAUUUUCAAGAUGCUGUAAAUAAGAUGCACUGGAAGGCCGCUUGUUUCAACGGGGAUGGUGAGUGUGUGGUUGGAGCCUCAGCUAACAAAGGAGAGCAUAAAAUCCACAUUUGGAACAGGAAUUUUGGGCAACUGGCUCGCAUAUUGGAAGGUCAGAAGGAAGGACUGGCUGAUUUAGCUUGGCACCCAACUCGUCCAGUAGUUGCCUCAGUGUCUAUGUCAGGGAUAAUAUACAUAUGGGCUAAAGAUUAUACUGAGAAUUGGAGUGCGUUUGCACCUGACUUCAAAGAGCUGGAAGAAAACGAGGAGUAUGUAGAGCGAGAAGAUGAAUUUGACAUAAUGCCCGAGACUGACAAGGUCAAGCCAACACGGGUGGAUGAAGAUGCUGAUGUGGAUAUAAUGACAACGGAGAAGGUGGCUGCAUUCAGCGACAGUGAUGAAUCUGAGGAUGGGCUUUACUUUUUGCCGACAGUACCAGAUCGUGAUGCUUCCCCUCCACGUCCUCCGUCUUCUCCUGUGGCUUCUCCUAACACGGCAUCUGUUCCAAAGGUGGAUGGUAGUAUGACACCAUCAAAUUCUGCAGGUUCUCAAGACUCGGAUACCGAACCAGAUGGUCAGAAUACAGAACAAAACUCUGAGGAUGAUGAGGUUGGUGCCAACGGCCGCAUCAAGCGCAGGCGAAAGUUGUCAAAGAAAGCAGCAGAGCUUCAAGCAGAGAGAGGCCGUAAAGUCUCAGUCAAGAAGUCUGGUUCGAAGUUGGGAAAAGGUGAAGCCAAAGGUUCGGUGUCAGUUCCCAGCAAACUUAUUUUUACUGAUAUAAAUGGAGGACCUUCAAGUGUCACCCCUAAAUUGAAGAAACAUAUGUUGCAAGAUCCUCGAGGAUAUGCUGAUGACGAGCAGGAGCUUUCGAUUCCGAAGAAGAAUAUCAAGCGCGUGCAACGGCUGAAACCCGUUGCAUCAUUAUCACACAACAAUGACACAAGUUCAGCUUAUGGAUCUCCAUCCAUGUAAUAUAUGUCACAAUUGAUCAGUUUGGGUGGAAUCCUGUAAUGACGGCCUCUCUAGUUACCUCUCGUUCAGCUGUGACUCAUAAAACGAACACUCUGUAGCUUGCCGCGCCAAUUUUAAACUCUGGUAUUCUUGUGUGACGAAAAUUCUCUUUGAUGAUUUAUUGAACUCGUUUGUUUCUUCCAUUC